Messenger RNA from Prosopis cineraria, 1751 nucleotides. RefSeq names its product transcription factor bHLH68-like. Gene Ontology annotation, biological process: regulation of transcription by RNA polymerase II. Gene Ontology annotation, molecular function: RNA polymerase II cis-regulatory region sequence-specific DNA binding; protein dimerization activity; DNA-binding transcription factor activity, RNA polymerase II-specific. Gene Ontology annotation, cellular component: nucleus. The record is from RefSeq and is a predicted model, not a curated record. The transcript has 9 exons. The coding region runs from base 397 to 1434 and encodes 345 amino acids. Lineage: Eukaryota; Viridiplantae; Streptophyta; Magnoliopsida; Fabales; Fabaceae.
AGAGAAAGAGAAAGCAACAAGAUAUGCAAAGUUGUCCAUCCUCAUCUCUCCCCCCAAACACUUUUCAAGCUUCUCCUCAUAUCAGCUGGUAGGAAAGCAGAGACACAAACUGAUCUCAAAGCUUUUGCCAAAGCCUUGUUUGGUUGCACAUACAAGGAAAUAGCACAAAGUUGAAAGAAAAGAGAGAAAGUAAUUGGGAAAGGGAAGAAAAAGAAGGAGGAGAGAGUGAUAGAUAGAUAUAUAGAUAGAUUAGAUAGAAAUUUAUAUCAUUAUUAAGGUUUCUUUUGAAGCUCUCAAUAUAGCUAAUAUAGCUAGCUAGCAUGAUGAUGAUUGUUUGAAGCUUGGCCACCAAAGAAGAAGAAGAAGAAGAAGAAGAAGAAGACUCCCUCUCAUCAAAUGAUCAUGGCCGGAAACCCUAACUGGUGGAGCAUGCAUCCACCAACUUUGAUCCCUCCUCAGUAUGUGCUUGGAUCUUCCUCAAUUCCCAUGAAUCUCUUCACUGAAACCCAAGACACUCCUCAGUCAUGGAGCCAGAUGCUUUUUGCUGGGCUGCCUGGAGAAAAAGAGAGAAUGGGGUCGAAUCUUUUUCAGAACAAGAAGAUGGAAAUUUGGGAAGAUCACCAGAAUAUUCUGAAUAAUAAUAAUCCAUCUUCAAGAGAAGCUCCUCCUCCUGUUAUUGAUGUAAUCAAGCAAGAAGUUUCCCAACAAAGUGGUAACUUGUACAGCCAUGGAACUGAGGAGUUUCAUCAUCAGCAGGCUUCAGGAUCUCAUGGCUCAUCGUCUUAUUGGUUAAACAAUAUGGUUCCUCAAUUUAUUCCUUCUAAUUCUUCCCCCAAGUCUCGUGCCAUCACUAGCUCAAGUAAUGACACUAAUAUUUUGGAUUUCACUUAUAACAAGCCACUUCAUAACAACAAUCAACUGCAUCGACAUAGCCCAUCUGAGAGUAAUAAUAGCUCAUCAAUCCCUUCUGGAGUUUGUAAUAAGAAGGCUAAGGUUCAGGCAUCUCCAAGCCUGCCUCCUCUCAAGGUGAGAAAGGAGAAACUAGGAGAUAGAAUAACAGCCCUUCAUCAGCUAGUUUCCCCCUUCGGAAAGACUGACACAGCUUCUGUCUUGUUAGAAGCCAUUGGAUAUAUUAGAUUCCUCCAAGGUCAAAUUGAGGCACUAAGCUUGCCUUACAUGUCGAAUGCAUCCAAAAGCAUUAGGAAUCAGCGCUCUGUGCAUGGAGAAAGGAAUUCUGUGUUCCCGGAGGACCCGGGUCAGCUGUUGAAUGACAAUGGCCUCAAAAGAAAAGGAGCUUCGAAGGAGGAAGGAGAAGAAAAGGGAAAGAACUUGAGGAGCAGAGGGCUGUGCUUGGUGCCAGUGUCUUGCACUCAACAUGUUGGAAGUGAAAAUGGGGCUGACUACUGGGCACCUGCUUAUGGCAGCGGUUUUUAAUUUUGACGCUAUCUAUCUAUAUAACAUCAUGAGCAGUCAAUCUAUAAUAAUUUCAUAUCAUUUCCACUAAUUAUUAUUAAUAAAAUAAUUACUGAUUAAUUGCUCAUGAUGCUGUAUGUGCAUUAUUCCUAGCAGCUAUAUAUAUAUAUAUAUAUAGGUUUUAAUCCAUGUACUCUUUCUCUAAUUCUAAUAUCUAAUGAUCAGGAAUUCAGGAUAAUUACUUGUAAUAUCGAGUUAUAUUUAGUAAUGAGCAAGAUUUCCGGAAUAUUACUUAACAUUUUUUCUGCUUUUCAAUGGAUAAGGAGAGGUAGACUGGA